Messenger RNA from Contarinia nasturtii (swede midge), 2714 nucleotides. Its product is annotated as short-chain dehydrogenase/reductase family 16C member 6. Bases 629 to 1828 code for a protein of 399 amino acids. NCBI's taxonomy places the organism in Eukaryota, Metazoa, Arthropoda, Insecta, Diptera, Cecidomyiidae. The record is from RefSeq and is a predicted model, not a curated record. Gene Ontology annotation, molecular function: oxidoreductase activity, acting on the CH-OH group of donors, NAD or NADP as acceptor. Gene Ontology annotation, cellular component: lipid droplet. The transcript has 8 exons.
UACCAAAGACAUUCAGUCAGAGCAUACGUUUCAGUCGAAACGCACACAGUACGGGUUCACUCUCGUCUUUUAAUAUUUUAAUAAAAAAAAAACAACACAACAACAUUAUUUUGUGUCCAGAGAUACAACAAUUGAUUUUUCGCUUACAACAUUCGCAUCGUUUGUUCUGAGAAUUGCAUAACCGCACCACUCGUCGGUAGAAAAAAAAUCGGCAGAAAUAAAUACCACUGUAUCUUAGCAAUGCGAGUACAGACAUCGUGCGACAGCUAUUGAAAUAAAAUUAAACGGUUAUAUUCAUUCAACAUUUUGCCAAACCAACAACAAAGCAAAAAACACUGUGUGAGUUUAAUAAACGUGAAAGCGAUAUAUUCAACACUGCAAAGAGAAACAAACAAAAAACAACUUUACUCAAAUUGUGCGUUUCAUUCAAUCUAGUUAACGGGUGCAAAUAGUGAAUUUUUGGUGAAAAUUUGUCAUUUUGCAUCGAUAUUUACAUUCUCAACGAGGCACGUUUUAACGUGUCAAAGUGACCCAUUAACCAAUUCUUUAUGUGAAUUCAAUUUCAUAAUAACCAUAAUAGUGACUGUUUUAGUGAACAAGUUCAAAAUAAAAAGAAACCAAAAAAAAAAUGGAAGCAGAAAAUGCACCAAACGCUUCACUUGGCAAUGGUAAUGUGCCAACAGCAGCUGAACCAUCAUCACAAAAAGUUCAACCAGGAACAACAGAAAGUAUCAUCACUACAAUUAUUUCAACCAUUUGGGAUGUGAUUGUGUUCUUAGCCAUUUCUAUAGGAUAUAUUUUCCAAGAUUUAUUCUACAGAGUGAUUGGUUUUCCCGAGCAGAAGUUACAAGGUGAACUGGCUCUUGUAACUGGUGGCGGCGGUGGUCUUGGACGAUUGAUCUCAUUAAGACUCUCAAAAUUAGGCGUUGACAUCGUCAUUUGGGACAUCAAACAAGAAGGUAUUGAUGAAACUGUUGAGAUGAUUCGAGCUAACGGUGGCACUUGUGUUGGUUACAAGGUCGAUAUUUCAAAGAAAGAAGAAGUGUAUAAAGCAGCUGAUGCCAUACGCCGCGAUGUUGGUGAUAUCACAAUGCUUAUAAACAAUGCUGGUGUUGUUUCGGGUCGUGCACUGUUGGAUACGCCAGAUCAUCUGAUUGAACGGUCGUUUAACGUAAAUGUGUUGGCACAUUUCUGGACAACAAAAACAUUCCUUCCAGCCAUGCUUGAAAAAGACCACGGACACAUUGUUACAAUUGCUUCGCUCGCCGGCCACGUUGGUAUUGCUAAGUUGAUUGACUACUGUUCAAGUAAAUUUGCUGCUGUCGGUUUUGAUGAAGCUUUACGUUUAGAAUUGGAGUUGCUUGGAAGCCAAGUUCAAACCACUUGCAUUUGUCCUUACUUUAUUCAAUCGACUGGCAUGUUUGAAGAUGUUAACUCAAGAUGGGUACCAACAUUGACAUCGGACGACGUGGCCGAUCGUGUCGUUUCCGCCAUUCAACGAAAGGAAAAGCUCGCCAUCAUUCCGCGUUACCUUCAACUGAUGCUUUGCGUUAAGUGGAUUUUCCCAUGGGGUUGUGCUUCGGGAUUCUUGCGUCGCAUUGUACCAGAUGCAGCGCCAGCUCAUGCAUUAAAUAACGGAAUGCCAGCUAUUCAACGACAAUUAACGAAAGAACUUUUGCUAAACGAUGACAAUCAAGCCGAUUCAGACAAAGAAAAUAAAAUCCUAUCGGACGGCAGCAAUAAUAAUAGCUUAAACAACUUGAAUAACAACAAAAGUGCAUCGUUGCUCAUUAAACGUUUGCCAUCAAUUGGAGAACGUGUACUCUAAGCGUAUCAUUCAUAUUAACAAAAUGACACAGCCACUUGUUCAGAUAAUAAGCUGUCAGAUUAAAAAAAAACUGGAUCUAAAAUGUUUGUUUCCACAUAUUAUGCAUCACUUCAACUUGAACUUUGCUCCGAACAAACAAUCGAUUUGUAAAAUCUUAAAGUUGUAUGAGUAGAAAAAUCGACGCUUAUUAUCUGAACGACUUUAUUCAAUCUAAUUGAAUCGACAUUAGAGUUUACAACACGAUACAGAUAUAAUAAUGAUAUAAUAAACAUCUGAAUUUCCGUAUAAUUUUUCAACUCCAAUGUGAAAUUCCAAUAAUAAUUGAAAUUCUAAUGUGUUGUAAUAAAUGAGUACCAGUUUGAGAAUGCAGAUAAACGUAUAAUAGCAUUAAUAACAAAAUACAAACCCAUAAAUUUAGUGUAAGAUGAUCCGGGAAAAUAAUCACAAAUUCCAGCAUCAAGAAACUAUUUGAUAAUUUUAUGAAUAAAAAGUGAUUUAGUUUGUAAUGACUUUUACCUUAAUAUUGUAAAGCGACAAAAUUGUAUGGUCUUAAUUAGUUAAGCGGCAAAAUGAAUGAAAAUAUUUAAGUGUGCUUAGGUUUAGUUUUCUUUUUUUUUUUUGGUUUCUUCACUUUUUACGAUAUUUUUUACACUCGGUCCAUAUACCGAAUGAAAAUAAAAACAAUCAGUUGCCUUUUUUGUAAUUCCAAUGAACGUUGUAAGAAGAAAAAAAAUGUUUUUUUAUUGGUCGUUUUUAUGAGAAAACGAAAACAAAAUUGGAUAUUAUUCAUAUCGAUUUUUUUAAACAUAUAUAAAUGAUAACCGAAAAACCAUAUAUUUCGCUUGUCAAACAACAUUUUCAAGAAAUAAAUAGCAUUUAUAACCAA